Messenger RNA from Chenopodium quinoa (quinoa), 2387 nucleotides. RefSeq names its product serine/threonine-protein kinase AtPK1/AtPK6-like. Lineage: Eukaryota; Viridiplantae; Streptophyta; Magnoliopsida; Caryophyllales; Amaranthaceae. The transcript has 7 exons. Bases 730 to 2196 code for a protein of 488 amino acids. Gene Ontology annotation, molecular function: ATP binding; protein serine/threonine kinase activity. Gene Ontology annotation, biological process: protein phosphorylation. The record is from RefSeq and is a predicted model, not a curated record.
UUUAGAAUGUUUAGUGCACUUAAGUCAUAUUUUAGGGUGUUGCACUCAAUUUUGCCAAAAUUAAUUUAAAGAAAGUAAAGGAAAAAAAAAAAGAAAUGCAUGGCUAAGUAACGUUAGCAAGCAAUGAGAAAGCAUAUUCUAAAAUUUGGCAUUAAAAGAGAGGCCAUAAAAGCAUAUUCUAUAAUUUUGAGAAUUCAUAAUAAGUGGCUCACCAUCCACUAGAAUGUCAAUCACGUGUUACAAAUCAAAAAGCGUCAAACGUAUGAAAGCGUAGUUAGUUAAUUAAUUAAUUUAAGAUCUCAAAAAAUAAAUAAAUAAAUAAAUAAAUAAAUAAAUAAAUAAAAAUAAUUUAGAAAGAAAUAUAAAGACGAGUUGACAGGAAACGAAGUUAGAAGGAUACGCCACAAAUCUGUUCCGAUUCAUCGCAUUUCCGUUUCUCUCUCCUCGCACACCCUUCUUCUCAGAUUUGGUACCUGUACUUCAUGAAUUCGAGAACAUCUGUGACAUCCGUGGUUUCCUGCAUUCCGGGAAACAAGAACAGUUUCUUUCUCUGGAUUUUGGUAUCUCUACUGGCUAAGUUUUUGGGAGAUCUUAUUGUUUACGUGAACUUCCUUCUUGUCCAGGCCAUUGACAGGAGUCCAUCAGCAUUACGCCUAUUGUCUAUUGUUCCUUAGUUGUGUGUGGACUUGACCAUCUGCAUCACUUAUCCUUGUCUUGUAAUUUGACAGCAUGGUUUCUUCUCAGUUCUCUGCUUUGAGUGAGAGCCACAAAUCCUUUCGGAGCCAGUUUCUGCGUCCUGUUAACCCUCCAAAUGCUGUUCCUGCCGAUGAUGAUGAGUUUGAUUUUUCUGAUGUUUUUGGUCCUCUACCAGGGCAGUUUCCUGUUGAAGUGAAUGAAGGGGAUUUAGAAACUACAGGUGCUGAUGUGAGUGAACUUGUAUAUGAUGACCCAGUUGUUGUGUACAGGCGAUCACAUUCUCUUGUUGGCCCUACUGCUUGCAUUAGUCAGUCAUUGAAGCUCAGUAAGCUCUGUCUUGAGACUGAGGAAGCAGAUGACUUAUUGGAGUGUGUGAAUGGAAAAACUAUUGAUGAAGUUUCAGAAAUCUCUACAGACGAUGAUGCAAAGCCUUUGGACUCCUUGAAUGAUGAUCUAUUAUUGACAAAGGACCAGAAAGUUGGCCUUGAUGAUUUUGAGAUAAUGAAAGUGGUCGGGCAAGGUGCAUUUGGUAAGGUAUACCAGGUGCUCAAGAAGGGUACUUCUGAAAUAUAUGCAAUGAAGGUCAUGCGAAAGGAUAAGAUAAUGGAAAAGAACCAUGCUGAGUAUAUGAAAGCAGAGAGGGACAUUUUGACAAAGAUUGGUCAUCCUUUCAUUGUCCAGCUCAGAUACUCAUUUCAAACCAAAUACAGACUGUACCUAGUGCUGGAUUUUAUAAAUGGGGGACACCUUUUCUUUCAGCUUGAGAAACAUGGUCUUUUCAGGGAAGAUCUAGCCCGUAUCUACGCUGCCGAAAUUGUCUCUGCAGUUUCUCAUCUCCAUGUGAACGGCAUAAUGCACAGAGAUCUGAAGCCUGAAAAUAUCCUACUUGAUGCAGAUGGCCAUGUUGUGUUAACUGAUUUUGGUCUUGCUAAAGAAAUGGAAGAGAAUGGGAGGUCGAACUCUUUGUGUGGGACAGUGGAGUAUAUGGCACCUGAAAUUGUUCUUGGGAAGGGCCAUGACAAGGCUGCAGACUGGUGGAGUGUAGGUGUCUUGAUCUUUGAGAUGCUUACUGGUCAGCCUCCUUUCUUUGGUGGUAACAGGGACAAGAUCCAGAAGAAGAUUAUAAAAGAUAAGAUCAAGCUACCAGCUUUCUUAACUAGUGAAGCGCAUUCUCUGUUAAAAGGGCUUUUGCAAAAAGAUCCAACCAAACGUCUAGGCAAUGGAGUAACAGCAAGCGAGGAAGUGAAGCUCCAUAAGUGGUUUAAGCCAAUUAACUGGAAGAAACUAGAAGCAAAGCAACUUCCACCAAGCUUCCGCCCAGAAGUUGAUGGAAAACUCUGUACUGCUAACUUCGAAAAAUGCUGGACUGACAUGCCUGUUGUAAUUUCUCCUGCCGCAAGUCCCAAUGGCAAUGGGAUUCUACUCUUCAAGGACUUUACAUACGUGAGACCAGCUGCAAGUUUCCUUCAGAGGAUGAGUCCCCUGAACGAGCGUGCUUGACUUCAGCUCCCUACUUUUAUAUGUCUAAAUUUCCAUGGAGAUGUUCUAUGUAUGAAUCAAUUUGACUAUGUAAGCCCUUUGGGUAGUUUCUUCUCCAAUGUUUAAUUGUAUUCAAAGCAAACUUUCCAUCAUGACUGAUGGUUUCCAAAGUUUUAUGUGAGACUUAAUCCAAAUUUAAGGUUGUGCAAUCA